AUGGCGACUGGUGUUAGACCUAUAGGAUUUGAGAUGAUGGAAGAAGGGAUCAAUGUUAAUCCACAACCUACUGACAACAUAGAUACUUCACCAUUAGUAGAACCUAAUAAUGUACCAAUAGGAUUUGAAGAUCAAGCUAAUCCAGCAUAUGUGGCUGAUGAACCAAAUCGUAAUAACAACGCAGAAAGACCAAAAGUACAUAAAGUUUCAUUUAAUGUGGAUCCAAAAGAAGGGGAGGUAACUGGUGGUCCAAGAACUAGAGUAGCUAAAGAUGGAACAGAGGAACCAGACAUUGGUUGCGCAAUUGGCAUGGUGGAAAUAGAAGCUAUAGGUAUUCUUUAA
Lottia gigantea (owl limpet) is the source of this 342-nucleotide messenger RNA. RefSeq lists its product as hypothetical. The coding region runs from base 1 to 342 and encodes 113 amino acids. The transcript has 6 exons. Lineage: Eukaryota; Metazoa; Mollusca; Gastropoda; Lottiidae. The record is from RefSeq and is a predicted model, not a curated record.